Choloepus didactylus (southern two-toed sloth) is the source of this 6777-nucleotide messenger RNA. It is a transcript of the gene BCL2, whose product is annotated as BCL2 apoptosis regulator. Gene Ontology annotation, biological process: negative regulation of intrinsic apoptotic signaling pathway; intrinsic apoptotic signaling pathway in response to DNA damage; extrinsic apoptotic signaling pathway in absence of ligand. The record is from RefSeq and is a predicted model, not a curated record. Gene Ontology annotation, cellular component: mitochondrial outer membrane. Gene Ontology annotation, molecular function: protein homodimerization activity; protein heterodimerization activity. The transcript has 2 exons. Lineage: Eukaryota; Metazoa; Chordata; Mammalia; Pilosa; Megalonychidae. The coding region runs from base 1483 to 2256 and encodes 257 amino acids.
GGGGACGGCCGCGCGCGCCAUGUGUCCGCGCCGCUCGGGGCCCGGGCGCGGGGCCUUGAACCCGGGCCCGGGCGUGGGGCGGCGGGGGCGGCCGGGCGGCUCCGCGGAGGGCUCUUUUCUUUCUUCUUUUUUUUGAAUGAACCGUGUGACGUACGCACAGGAAACCAGGCGGUUUGAGAGGAGAAUGAAGUAAGAGGCCAGACCCCCCGCCCGCGCCCGCCCCCUUCCUCCCCGCCCCCUCCCCCGCCCGCGCGCCCGCCCGCCCUCGGCGCUCCCGCCCCGCGCUCUCGGUUUCCCCGCCGAGCCGCCGCCGCCGCUGCCGCCGCUGCAAGUGAAUGUGCCCGGGCUCCCGGAGCUUCCUGCCGGCGCGGCCGUCCCCGCUCGGAGCGGGCUGCGCGGCCGAACAGCGGGGGAGGCGGACGCCGCCGCCGCCGCGCGGGAGGAGGAGCAGGAGGAGAAAGGGUGCGCAGCCCGGAGGCGGGGUGCGCCGGUGGGGUGCAGCGGAAGAGGGGGUCCAGGGGGGAGAACUUCGUAGCAGUCAUCCUUUUUAGGAAAAGAGGGAAAAAAUAAAACCCUCCCCCGCCACCUCCUUCUCCCCACCCCUCGCGGCACCACACACAGCGCGGGCUUCUAGCGCUCGGCACCGGCGGGCCGGGCGCGUCCUGCCGUCAUUUAUCCAGCAGCUUUUUCGGAAAAUGCAUUUGCUGGUCGGACUUUAAUCAGAAGAGGAUUCCUGCUCCCCCACCGGCCCCGGCUCGUCCAUCGUGCCCCCUCCCCCUGUCUCUCUCCCCUGGAUGCGUGAGGCAGUCCCGUGGAUGGGGAGCCGUGUCUGUGCCCGCGCGUGUAUGUGCGUGUGUAAAUUGCCGAGAGGGGGAAAUCACAGGACUUCUGCAAAUUCUGGACUGAAAAUUGUAAUUCAGCUGCCACCGCCGCCGCCUUUUCCUCUCGUGCUCUUGAGAGCUCCGAUUGGGAUUCCUACGGAUUGACAUUUCUGUGAAGCAGAAGUCUGCGAUUCAAUCUGGAAAUUCUCCUCGUUUUUAGCCGCCUCCGACUCCGGGUUCAUUUGCAAGUUUCCAAGCAGCUCUAACCAGAGAGUUCUGAAGAUUGAUGGGAUGUUUGCCUUAUGCAUUUGUUUUGUCUUUGCAAAAAAGGAAACUUGACAGAGGAUCAUACUGUCCUUAAAAAAUACAACAUCACGGAGGAAGUAGAGCGAUAUUAAACAAUAAUUAAUGCUAAUAACGUGCCUCAAGAAAUAAAGACCCGAAAGGAAUUUAAAUCUAAAAAUUUCCUGCAUCUCAUGCCAAGGGGGAAACACCAGAGUCAAGUGUUCCGCGUGGCUGAAGACACCCCCUCAUCCAAGAAUGCAAAGCACAUCCAAUAAAAUAGCCGGAUUAUAACUAUUCUUUUUUCCUUCGGGGUUGUGGGGUGGGAGCGGGGGCGAGAGGUGCCGUUGGUACCCGGCUGCUUGUCCUCGGGGGAAGGAUGGCGCACGCUGGGAGAACAGGGUAUGAUAAUCGGGAGAUCGUGAUGAAGUACAUCCAUUAUAAGCUGUCGCAGAGGGGCUACGAGUGGGAUGCCGGAGACGCGGGCGCCCUGUCCCCGGGGGCCGCCCCCGCGCCGGGCAUCUUCUCCUCGCAGCCGGGGCGCGGCCCCCUGCGCGCUGCGCCCCGGGACCAGCCGGCCAGGACCUCGCCGCCGCCCCCGGCCGCCCCCGCCGCCGCCGCCGCGGGGCCUGCGCUCAGCCCGGUGCCACCUGUGGUCCACCUGACCCUGCGCCAGGCCGGCGAUGACUUCUCUCGUCGCUACCGCCGCGACUUCGCCGAGAUGUCGAGCCAGUUGCACCUGACCCCCUUCACCGCGAGGGGACGCUUCGCCACGGUGGUGGAGGAGCUCUUCAGGGACGGGGUGAACUGGGGGAGGAUUGUGGCCUUCUUUGAGUUCGGUGGGGUCAUGUGUGUGGAGAGCGUCAACCGGGAGAUGUCGCCCCUGGUGGACAGCAUCGCCCUGUGGAUGACCGAGUACCUGAACCGGCACCUGCACACCUGGAUCCAGGAUAACGGAGGCUGGGUAGGUGCCUGUCUGCUUGAAUGUGAGUCUGUGCUUGAGGGCCGAGGUCGGAGAGGCCGCGGUCGGUCGCAGUGUGGGUGGACUCCGGGGUCCAGCGGAGGCUGCCGAGCCGGUGAAGUGACAUCGGGGUGGCUGCCUCCCUGCUGCCCUCCCUCCCUCUUCUCCUCUACCAGGCUUUCCCUUCUGUGACAAGCCCUUCCCGCCAAAAGUGUUUUCAAAGAGCCAGCAUUUGCCGGCCGGUAGGAUUUGGGGACAAACGGUAUCCCGUCAGCGGUUCUCAAACUGUGGUCCAGGGAUCCCCUUCAUCACAGUUACCUGGCCUGGGUGGCUCAUUGACUUUGGGGAUUCCAGGGGCUGUGUCUGCCUGCUGAACCGGACCCCAGGACUGGGUCCCGGGAUUUUGCAUUUUAGACACACUCCCCUGGGGGACCCUUCUGUGUACUAGAAAUUGAGAACCACCCAACUAGAAGAUAAUACUCCACCAGAUCAAGGGGAUACCUUUCUGACUCUCUUGAUAAAUUUACCUGGAAAUGUUAGGUGUGUCUGUAAAGAGGUAAGUGGACAUUCCAAAUGCCGACGGUCGCUAGUGUAGAAUGGGUGCUGCUUUCCCAGUGGUCGUUUUAGUGUGUCUUGAAGAACAUUGGAAUACAGAUGCUCUACUUGAUCUCAUCGGCUGCAUACUUGACAUUCUAUUUCUAUAACUGGUGUAUGAUUUAAAAGUUUACUGGAGUUUUAUAUCUUUUACUUUUCACCACCUAGAAUCCACGCCGUUUUGUGGUCUCUCUGCUAAAAGAAGCUUGCAUCUCAGGUAGCUUAUGAAAAGCAUAGAACAUUUUAUUCUUACCUGUGUAUUCUCCCUUGCCCUGCCUUUCGUUGACGUGAUCGAUGCCUGUAGUUUUGAAGAACACCUGUGAGAUGAGCUUCCUAUCAUACCAUUGUUUUCUCUGUUGUCUUUGGGGGAGGGAUGCAGAGCUUGCAAGUCAAGGAUUAUAAUUAAGAGCUGCAUCUUUUAUCCGCAGUUAUUAAUGUGUGAAAAGGUAAUAGAAGAAUAAUUCUUGUCUGAAGUUAUUUUAGGCCUUUUGUUUUAACUCCAGGAGUUAUUGUUGAAAAAGGAUGCAAUUCAGUGCUUCCUUGUAUAGUCUCUUGGGAGAAUUACUAAUGUUAUUAUUUUAUCAGACCUCCUAGGAGCAAAAAGCCUAGAAAUGAGCACACGUGGGUUGGAUUUCAAAAAGUACAUUACAUGUUUUACUACGUUUUACAAAACGUGCUAAUAACUAAGAGGCCAAAAAGAGAAAAGGUUAAAACAAGGAGAUGACUGACAUGAGAGUAUCUGCAGCUAUUUGAUCAAAGCUGAUGAAAUAUUGAUGCCACUGUUGAAUGUGUAAACGGUAAGAUUAACUGAAAUAUCCCAGUUUAAGUCUCUAGCAUUUAAAUGCCCUUUGUGAUUUGUUUGUUUGUUGAGACCCACAUUAUCAGAUCUUUAGUAAUUCUAGAAGCAUUCACCAAAAGGUUUUUGAAAAGAGUAUAUUUGUUAAAUAUUUGGUCAGGUAGGCAGUUUUAUUUUUAACCAUUGUAACCAAAGAGGUAGGGACUUCCAGAUUCCAAAAGGGUCAUUUUAAAAACUAAAUUAAAACUUAUUUAAUAGUUAAAGUCACAAUUUUAAACUUUCUUUGCAGUUGAAAGAAAUACAAGGUGGUAACUUGUCCUCUGUUAAGUAAUUUGAUAAAGGGGUGGGAAACCGAAACAUAUGUUUACUAUGGAAACUGAGAUACAAUCUUGAUCUUGUCAUUCAUUUGCAGUAUAUCAACAUCUCAUACAAUUGAGGUUUCUUUUUAAGUGAAGGCUUACUUUUUCUCCUUUCAAAACAGAGUUUUUGUAGGAGAGCAUAUCUUUGUGGUCCACAGGUAUCUGAGGUUGAUAGAUGUAGAGGCUAAGUUUUAUGAUGCCAAACCACAAUGACAUACUGUAGAACGUGAUAAAAAAAUUUCUGACAGAACCUCUUAAAGUAAAAGUAAAUCACAUAGGAGCACAAAUGUAUUAGUUUUCACAACAACACAGAUCGAUGACUAUCUAGGAAACACUAAGGAAUUAGGCAGGGAAAAAACUAUGUAAGAGGAAAUGCAAUCAUUUGUGGACACUUUGGAAUAAAAGUGGUAGUAUUUGAGUUUUAAAUGUUUUGUCUAUUAUUUCCAGUAUGCAUUAUUAGUCUAAAUUUGUAUUGUGGGGUUUGGCAUAUAGACAGCUUUUCCCCCAAAUUUGGACCAGCCAGGGUUUCAUCUCUAAUGAUAUGGUGCAUCUUACACUUUAAAGUGGUCUUGUGAACAAUCGUUAAGUUUCAGAAGAGAGCUAGCAAUUUUUUUCAGCAUGUGGCAAUGAUCUGCAUUCUCCCCAGACCUGAUGGAUCAGCUCCUGUACUGAACAGUAUACUAAUAAUAUACUAAUGGGGGCUUUAGACCCAGAGUCACUUUUUUCUUUGCUGCUGCUGCAAAAUCAGAACCUUCCUGAAGCUGAGGAAAACUGUUUGCAUUUCAUGUCCCAUAACUUGGAGAAAGCUUGGAAUGAUGCCUCUGAUAGACGGUCCUUGAAGCCUACAAAUUAAAUAAAGACUAAAGAGAUUGAGUGUAGAGUGAAGUGUGGCUUUAUUCCUGUCAGAAUAAGGUAUUGUUGUAUCCAGAAAAAGGCUGAGGGAAGAGCAAGAGAGCAGCUGUUCUAGAAACUAAGACCUUAUUGCUGCUCAAAGUGUGGUUCUUGGGCGUCACCUGGGAGCUUCCUAAAAAUGUAGAAUCUCAGACCCCACCUCAUACCCACCACAUUAGAAUCUGUGGUUAACAGGAUCCCCAGGUGAUUUGUGUGCACAUUCAGGUUAGAGAAGUGCUGGCUAAGAUACUCGAUUCGUGGUCUACUUGAUUUUUUAGGAAGAAUGAUAACCUGGGAUGGAAGCCUGCAUUGUCCCUUUCUAGCAGCCCCCCGAGUAUUUCCCAGAUGUUCACUAGGGUGGUCUGAUAGAUUGGAAUGAAGGAGAGAUGAGGUAAAUUCAGAUAAACCUGUCUUCUCAGGGAUGUUUUUCAUAGUAUCUCUAUAGUUUGUUUUGGCAUCACUGGCUUCAUUAAAGUAAGACAGCUUUUCUACUCCAAUUAAAGGCAGAAGGUUUAGCUGUUUUAAUUGCUCUAUUAUUAUUUUACCCCCUCCUAACAUGGUUUAAUUCUGUAAAUGAGUUUAGUGGCCUUGAGACUACUUUGGGACAAAGGGUCUCUUGCAAGCAAAGGGUUGAAAUAUGGGCAAGUUUGGUGAGUGAAAAUUGUUAGCACCCUCCGCACUGAGAAAUGUGGUAACAUUCAGCCUCACGUCUUAAAAGAGUGAGAUGUGGACUACUUAAAAAAUGAGAUGGUUCAAACAGGAGAUUGUUUGGCUUCAUUCUGUUGACCAGAUGGUGGUGCGACUUGUUUUGUUUUGUUUUGGUCUUUUAGACUUGGUUGUUUAGGAAGAUAGGAACUUCUCUGUAGAUGUUAGCUUCCUUUUUAUUAGUCAACAAGCAGUUCUACCACUGCUCUUUCCUGAGUGCAGUCCACGGCCAGCAAAACAUUUGAUAAACUGGAAAGCAAUACCAUUCUCAUGCCAGUGUAAAAAUUGUGUGAAAGAGCAUCAUUUUUACAGUGGCUGAGUAUUAGCUGCUUGUGGCCACUUUUGGCAGCAAAAUGAUAGGGUUAAAAAUAGCUUGACGAUGAUCCAAUCUUAAAUAAUAUCUUGAAUGAUGAACUUUCCUUGGGAAAGUGCAUCUUUCUGCCUGUUAAGAAUCACAUGACCCCUUUCAAUAAUUUAUUUUGUAGAAAAAAAUACAUGAUUGCAUCUAGCGUUUUUGGUCAUGCGCUGUUGACUGACUGUAUUUCUGGACCUUCACAAAGUUUUAUAGUUUACCCAAUCCUCUUUUCAGGCCCUUUGUUGUAAUUUAAUGGUGGUUGAAAACAUAACUGCCUUUUGCGCAUCCUGUUACUUUUGGUUGUGCUCUCCAGUGAGAACUAGUGGCUCUUUUUUAGCAAUCCAUGUUUGGGCUGGUCCAUUUUAGAUUGCUUAAAUGUCAUUAGGCUACACACACCAGCAGGUAACAGAAGGCCACAGAUUGGGGGAAAAAAAAAUAAAAGCCAAACUCUUGCACCUUUUCAUUAUCUCUGCUCGCAGUCCUGAUCAGCUUUUUGAGGGGCUGAUAAACGUGCUUGUAAAGCAGGUGUGUGGGUGCUGCAAGCGUUGUUGGUCUGCUCCCCACUUGGCACACAACCCACCAUUGCCAGGGACACUCAUGGUGUCUCAGCAAUAGUUUCGCCAUGCAGUAUUUCAGCAGAAGCACAUUUGUACCUGAAAGCAGCACUGUCUUUGUAGUGCACAGGUAGAAAAUCUCCACCCCCAUCCACUCCCCACCCUGGGAUGUAUUGUGUCUGAGGUUCAAAGGUUCUGCUAAACCUUUCUAAGGUAAUCUAAUAUCACCUUAUUCAGGUAUAGCAGUAACCUCUUAGUCUGUUUGCCCUUUCUCCCCAAUCAUAUAUAUAUAUAGGAGACCACUCACUGAGUUUACUUCACUAGGAAGUUUUCCUUUCAUUCCUCUUGGUUUGGUUCCAACAGAAUUAGAGUUUGUUCUCUAAAGGAGAUUAAUGAUGAAAAUCAUUCAAGGACUGGGUCAGUUAUUCAGCAGACCUGAAUGUGCGGCUCAUGUGCGUC